GUCUCGCGUACAUCUCUGCGCUCGCUCGCGGUGUGUGUCCCGACUCGAAAGUAAGAACAGAAAAAAAGGAAACAGAACGAAUAGAGAGACACAGAGAGAAAAAAAAACGAGGAAAUUUACCACGAGCAAUAUUCUAGCAAGAUUUAAAGGUUAAAGACGUUUGGUUGUUUUGCCGUUUGUAAAUAGGCAUCGGCUUGACUGCGUGCUUUCCGUCUUUUGCCUGGAGUCUGAUUGAAGCAGAUCACAAUGGAAGGGCGAAGGACGCUCUCCCUUGCAGCUGUGGUGAUCGCGCUUCAGGUUGUCAUGGCAACGGCUUCCCAGAAUGUGACGUCAGAGGAGGUUAUUUCAAGACAGAAGAGGUUCAUUUACAUUCCCUUAACGGACGUGUUCAGCUACAACCAAAUCGUAACGAUCGGCUUCGCUCUCCUCCUGACCGUCAUCGUGGCUGCCUUGGCGUACCUGAGCGAGGAUGCGUCCGGUUACGAGGCCUCGACGGGCUACCUGACGCCGCACAGACGCGUCAUCGACAGGAAUGGCGCUGGGCAACGGUCGGCUAACAGCUUUAUACAUAGUUUUAAGACUAACUGUAAUAUACUAAUCCAGCCGCUUUGGUGAUGAUAAAAAAAAAAAAAGUAAAUAAAUAAAAAUAAUGGAAUGUUAUGUAUCAUACUGUAAAUCUGUUAACAAUAUAUGUAUAUAUCUAUAUAUAGAGAGAGAUGAAUGCCAGUGCCUUAAGAAGUAAACGUGUUAUGACUCACUAAUGGAAUGUGCAAUGCUCCUGCAAUGUUUCUCAAGUACCCCAAAAUACUCAUUAGAUUUAGCGUUUGUGCCAAAGACGCACCUUAUUGCUGUAUUGCUGUUAGUUUGAUCAGUAGUGUCUUUACUUUUUUUUUUUUUUUAAUUAAUCCUAAUUUAUUAUUUUACCUUUAAGGAUCUAUUUACAUGUAUAUGUUUGUUUCUGCUU
This is a messenger RNA of Penaeus chinensis, 964 nucleotides long. RefSeq lists its product as uncharacterized. Bases 247 to 615 code for a protein of 122 amino acids. NCBI's taxonomy places the organism in Eukaryota, Metazoa, Arthropoda, Malacostraca, Decapoda, Penaeidae. The transcript has 4 exons. The record is from RefSeq and is a predicted model, not a curated record.